AUGGAUCGAACACAGCAGUUUAUAAAAGAAUGUCUCUUCACCAAGAACUUUGAGGAUCCCAAUAAACCCAUUUCCGAUAACAGGUUACAGGAGACUUUACUCAUCUUACCCACUGAUGGAGGUGUACAUCAAUCGUUGAGGAGAAAUAAAAGUAAACUAAAGGUUACUAUUGGUACUGUAGCGGAAGCAGAUGCAGCAGCUGCAUCAUCUAUUAAACAUCCAAACUAUAGAAAGAUCACCAAAAAUGCAAGAGUUGCAUUGAAGGAUUACAUCAAUCGUUGCAAAUCUAGUGUACGAAAUGCUAAAAGAAUUGCUCGUGAACAGAAUAUUACAGAAAAAAAUACGUUAAUGGAUUAUUUGAAGGUGAAUCAUCCUAAAGUAUGGGAAGAUCUGCCGAAUUUCGAUAAAUUUAAGCCCAUGCAUGAACAAUUGUGGAUUGGCUAUAUUAAAGAGAUGUUAAACAUACCCGUGGAGGUUCGCGAUACCUCCAAGUUCAACAUCAAUCGUUCACAAGCUCUAUUCAAGCUUUCUAUGGCUGAUUACAAUGGUUCAUUCUUAAAGAUAGUAAAAAGUGUCAAUAAAAAUAUGAUUGGUAUCGAAGGUAUCGUUAUUUGGGAUAGUCAGAAGAAUUUUAUCAUGAUGACUGAGGGGGCACUAGUAGACGAAAUUAAAUGUAUCCCCAAGAAAGGUACUAUAUUUGCCCUUGAAAUACCAUUGAAUGACGAAGAUGCCCUACAGUUUAGCAUUUUGGGGGAUAGAUUCAAAUACAGAAGUAGCGAUCGUGCUGGUAGAAAAUUCAAAGCUCGUAGGGUUGACGAUAUGCUGUACUAUGCAGAUCCAUCGUUUUGA
Messenger RNA from Zygosaccharomyces rouxii, 849 nucleotides. It is a transcript of the gene POP4, whose product is annotated as RNase P/RNase MRP complex subunit. The transcript has a single exon. Bases 1 to 849 code for a protein of 282 amino acids. Gene Ontology annotation, cellular component: ribonuclease MRP complex; ribonuclease P complex. The record is from RefSeq and is a predicted model, not a curated record. Gene Ontology annotation, biological process: rRNA processing; tRNA 5'-leader removal. Lineage: Eukaryota; Fungi; Ascomycota; Saccharomycetes; Saccharomycetales; Saccharomycetaceae. Gene Ontology annotation, molecular function: ribonuclease P RNA binding.